Messenger RNA from Impatiens glandulifera, 1896 nucleotides. Its product is annotated as RNA pseudouridine synthase 6, chloroplastic. The record is from RefSeq and is a predicted model, not a curated record. Lineage: Eukaryota; Viridiplantae; Streptophyta; Magnoliopsida; Ericales; Balsaminaceae. Gene Ontology annotation, molecular function: pseudouridine synthase activity; RNA binding. Bases 74 to 1612 code for a protein of 512 amino acids. The transcript is spliced from 9 exons. Gene Ontology annotation, biological process: pseudouridine synthesis.
AUCGUCUGGUCGUCGUCUUAAAACAAGCGAAGCCGUUCAACAGUUCAGUGGCGGCUUCCUUAGCCCCGUGCCCAUGAGAAUUGGAAAUACAAUUUGGUUCACCGCUGCCAAAGAUAUGAAGGCGAUUGGCGCCACUGGUUUCCCUUCACUCUUGGCCAACCUGAGGUCUUCUAGUUGCCGGACCUGCUCUAGCAUUCCUCUUUCUUAUGUCCGAACUCUACCCUUUGUUGCCCACGACGAUAUAAGGAGGAGGAGGCAUCCAUAUACCGACUCUAUUCGGAGAAGUGGAAGUUGGGAAUUGCCUCGUCCAAAUAGAAAUCUCUAUUGCAAAUACAGUUCUAUUUCAGCUGUUGCAACUUCCUCUGCUCCACAAAGCUGUUGCCUUGAAUACCAUCGGUUGCUUCCAUGUCCUGCUCAAAAUGGUCCACCAAGGAUUGAACAUUUUGUUGUUUCAGAAGAUGGGCCAGUCCUUGAAUAUAUUACAAGAGAAUUGAAUCUUCCUCCAUUGUAUGUUGAAGAUCUCAUACAAUUUGGUGCUGUGUUUUAUGCUCUUGUAUGCCCGAAACCUCCUCCAACUGCAACACCUAAAGAAGUAAUGGCUUACAAAGAAGCUACUGACCCUUCAGUUCUGAAAAAUAGAACCUCCAUUAAAGGUAAAACUGUAAGGGAAGCACAGAAGACAUUCCGGAUAACCCAUGCUGAUCAGAUUGUUGAAGCUGGAACUUACCUAAGGGUGCAUGUACAUCCCAAAAGGUUUCCAAGGUGCUAUGAAAUUGAUUGGCUGUCAAGAAUUAUUUCUGUAUCUGACGAAUUUGUGGUUCUUGACAAACCUUCUGGCACCUCAGUAGGAGGUACAACAGACAACAUUGAGGAAAGUUGUGCAACAUUUGCUGCCAGAGCUCUAGGAUAUAGUGAAUCAUUGAAAACUACCCACCAGAUUGAUAAUUGCACAGAAGGCUGUGUUGUACUGGCUAGAAGUAAGGAAUAUUGUUCAACAUUUCAUGGGAAAAUCAGAGAGAAAAAAGUAAAGAAAUUAUAUCUUGCUCUUGCUGCUGCUCCUGUGCCAAUAGGAAUACACACUCACUAUAUGAGGCCAAUCAACAUGGCUCCGAGACUAGUUUCUGAAGAUUUAAUAGAAAGAUGGAGUCUAUGUCAACUUGAAGUGUUGGAAUGCAAUAAGAUACCAUGGCCACACCGCUUAAUUGAGGAAAAAUACAGCAUAGAGGAUUCUGGCUGGCCCUUAAAAGACUUUGCAUACGAAUGUAAAAUUGACCUUUUAACAGGUCGGACACAUCAGAUUAGAGCACAAUUAUCUGCUAUUGGUGCACCAGUAGUAGGGGACUCAAUGUACAUGUCAGCUGCAGUUGCAGAAAUGGCUAAUCCUGGACUUAAUCCAUUUGGGUUGUCCAAGAGAGAUUAUGAAAGUGAUAAUGAUAAAGAAAUAGCUAUUCAAGAGUGGAUUGAACAUCAUGGAAAGGAACCCAGCAUUGCUAUUGGCCUUCAAGCAUGUCAGAUAUCAUGGAAUGAUGAUGAUGAAGAUGACGACAAUGGAGGUGUGGAUACUUAUUUGUUUAAGGCUGGAUUACCCUGGUGGAGAGAUACCAUCCAGUAAUGGCUUAUGACCUAACCGCCUCUUCUUGCGGUUUUGUUGUUGUACUGGUAAAGAAGUUUUGGUUAUUUUGUUAAAGGUUGGGAUAUUAUUAGAAACUGUGUCAUACAUGUGAGCUUUUUUGGUAGCAUAAAAGAUUCUUUAAGAGUCUCAGGUCCCAGAAGUUGGCCACAAUCUUUUUUUCAUUUCUUGAUUUUUUUUGGUUUUACAAUGAGAAUGGAAUCAUAAAGUCUUUGAUCUAUUGGAUAAGACCCUUAAUUACAACUUUGUUGGUAUUGGUUUUAUAA